This is a messenger RNA of Onychomys torridus (southern grasshopper mouse), 594 nucleotides long. RefSeq names its product taste receptor type 2 member 125-like. Lineage: Eukaryota; Metazoa; Chordata; Mammalia; Rodentia; Cricetidae. The record is from RefSeq and is a predicted model, not a curated record. Gene Ontology annotation, cellular component: membrane. The transcript has 2 exons. Gene Ontology annotation, biological process: detection of chemical stimulus involved in sensory perception of bitter taste; G protein-coupled receptor signaling pathway; sensory perception of taste. Gene Ontology annotation, molecular function: G protein-coupled receptor activity; bitter taste receptor activity. The coding region runs from base 1 to 594 and encodes 197 amino acids.
AUGGUAGAAUUUGUAAUGGGAAAUUUAGGAAAUGGAUUCAUAGCUCUGGUGAACUGCAUGCAGUUCAAGAGAAGGAAGAUCUCUACAUUGAGUCUAAUCCUCACUGCUCUAGCCAUCUCCAGGAUUGGUUUACUCUGGUUGGUAUUUCUAAAUUGGUUUGUGUCAGUGCUCUACCCAGAUUUAUUGAUGAUUGAAAAAGUUCUGAGAGUUAUUUACAUCACCUGGAUGGUGACCACUCAUAUCAACAUCUGGCUUGCCACACGCCACAGUAUCUUUUCUUUUCUCAAGAUAGCCAAUUUUUCAAACUCUCAUUUUCUUUGCCUUAAGUGGAAAGUUAAAGAAAUGGUUUUCGUGACUUUGCUUAUGUCUCUGGACCUUUUGUUUUUAAACAUUAUAAUUUUGAACACACAUGUUGAUAUUUGGAUUGCUAGAGCUAAAAGAAACACUUCUAAUUUUAACUUCAUUCCCUUCUCUGUGUCCCUGGUCACUUUCCUCCUGCUCAUCUUCUCCCUAGGGAGACAUCUGAAGAACACAAAGCACAACUCCAAAGUUUGCAGAGAUGUCAGCACUGCAGCCCACAUCAAAGCCUUGUAA